This is a messenger RNA of Silurus meridionalis, 1210 nucleotides long. RefSeq names its product alkB homolog 1, histone H2A dioxygenase (gene alkbh1). Gene Ontology annotation, cellular component: nucleus; cytoplasm. Gene Ontology annotation, molecular function: ferrous iron binding; oxidative RNA demethylase activity; broad specificity oxidative DNA demethylase activity. NCBI's taxonomy places the organism in Eukaryota, Metazoa, Chordata, Actinopteri, Siluriformes, Siluridae. The record is from RefSeq and is a predicted model, not a curated record. Gene Ontology annotation, biological process: oxidative RNA demethylation.
AUAGGUCAACGAUGACAGUUAAGAUGGCGGCUUCCAUGGUGGAGCACGGAGAGGAUGCGUUUAGGAAAGCGUUCAAGUUUUACAAACGGAGAAAUCCUCCUUCGGAUUUCAGUGAAGUCGUGGAUUUUUCAAAGAAAGCAAGUAAUGAGCUGGUUUAUGCAGCUGAACUGAACCGUGGCUCUGUUAGCGCAGAAGCUGCUUUCAAAGCAGGGCUUCAGCCUGUUAAAGACUGGAGAGCAUUCGGUCUUAAGGGAUAUCCAGGAUUUCUCUUCAUCGCCAAUCCCUUUCUGCCCGGUUCACAGCGCUACUGGGUAAAACAGUGUCUGAAGACCUAUACACAGAAGCCCAAUGUGUGUAACCUGGACAUGCACAUGUCUCCUGCUGAGACGCAGAACAUCUGGGAGAAGAGCGUUGACACCAUUCGGAAGAAGGGGCAGAGGGAACCGAGGACUCUGCUGGAGAAACUCCGCUGGGUGACUCUGGGUUACCAUUACAACUGGGAUACUAAGACCUACUCUCCUGAUCACUACACUCCUUUCCCUGAGGAUCUCCACUCUCUGUCCCACAAAGUAGCCGCGGGUUGCGGUUUUCCCGGCUUCAAGGCGGAGGCCGGAAUUCUGAACUACUAUCGCUCCGACUCGUCCCUUGGCAUCCAUGUGGACGAAUCGGAGCUCGAUCAUUCUCCUCCUCUGGUGUCUUUUAGCUUCGGCCAGACGGCUGUCUUCCUACUGGGCGGGAGUAGACGUCAGGACCCGCCCACUGCCAUGUUCAUGCGCAGCGGUGACAUCAUGGUGAUCGGUUCCAGUCGCCUGCUGUACCACGCUGUACCCUGCAUUGUUCCUGCCCCUGCUGGACACCCCCUGCCCUCCUGCCUGGACCUGCCAGAUAAUACGGAUGAAGCGAGAGAUGGCAUCAUCAAGGCUGUGUGUGGAAAGGACUGGGAAGUGUGUUCUACUUACCUCAAGACCUCUCGUAUAAACAUGACGGUCAGACAGGUCCUAGGUUCGGGUCAGACCUUCCCCAUAAGACCCACUGUUACAGGGACAGAACAAUCCAGAAGUAACCAUGAGGAAGAGGAGAGUCAAAAGGCAAAGAAGAGGAAAAGUGAAUCAGGAUAUAACCAAGAUUUAUGAUGUUGCAGUUUUGGAUUUUUAGGGGUAUUUAUGUGGGUGUGGGUAUGUGUGUAAAAUAAAUAGAUUCUAAUCAUUUA